GCCGCUAGUGAAAGGUGUAAAGUUCGCUUUGCAGCUAAAAAAAAAGAAUGAUUUGCCCAAAAACGAGAAUAGGCUGUCAUUAUUACGAAAAACGAAAGAAGUCAUGUUUUUACGUUCUUAUGCAAGUCGUGUUCCACACCGAUUACUCUUUCGAACAUUCACAACCAUGGAAUAUAAUAUCUCUGUUGCUGGCAAAAACGUUCCCGUCAAAGCUGCUACUGCUGACAUUGACAUCAAACCGGUUUUUGAAUUCCAACCUUUCAAAGACUGGUGCGCCUCAUUUGACAAGGAGCUGAGUCAAUCCAAAGACAUUACUUUGAACUCAAUUCAGAUCCAAAGUGUCGAUAUCUUCGGCAAUGACAAAAUAGGAUUUGUCAAAUUCAAGGCUGACGCUGAGCUCACGGAAACCGGAAAGAAAGUGCCCGGUAUUGUGUUCAUGAGAGGAGGAGCUGUAUCGGUGUUGAUUAUUUUGAGAUCCUCAGACAAUCCUGAAAAAGGUGAUCGUGUUAUUUUCACACUUCAACCACGCGUGCCAGUCCCUUGCAUCAAGAUGCCUGAGCUUCCAGCCGGCAUGCUCGAUGGAUCCGGUAGCUUUUCUGGUACUGCCGCCAAGGAGAUUGAGGAAGAAACAGGCUUAAUCAUUGAAGAGCGAGAGUUGACCGAUAUGACAGAAUUGGCAUACGGUAAUGCCUGGCGAGGCGUAUAUCCUUCUGCAGGUGGAUGUGACGAAUUUCUGCGCCUGUUCCUGUGCGUCAAGUCACUGCCUUCCAAGCAAAUUGAUGAAUUGGAAGGAAAAUUGACAGGAUUAAGAGAUCAUGGAGAGUCCAUCACGCUCAAGCUGGUUAAACUGGAAGAUGCAUGGAAGGAAUCACCAGAUGCCAAGCUUCUUUCAAGCUUAGCACUUCUAGAUGCGCUCAAAAAAGCUGGAAAGUUGUAAACAUAUAGUGUCUAGGUUUAGCCAACAAUCUAAUUUGGCAAAUGAAUGUAGUAUAUGUCCCAUUUAAAUAUGAUAUCCAUUGAUUUUUGAAGAAAGACACAGA
Messenger RNA from Umbelopsis ramanniana AG, 1040 nucleotides. RefSeq lists its product as uncharacterized. Gene Ontology annotation, biological process: ribose phosphate metabolic process; nucleoside phosphate metabolic process. Gene Ontology annotation, molecular function: ADP-glucose pyrophosphatase activity; ADP-ribose pyrophosphatase activity. The record is from RefSeq and is a predicted model, not a curated record. The transcript is spliced from 4 exons. NCBI's taxonomy places the organism in Eukaryota, Fungi, Mucoromycota, Umbelopsidomycetes, Umbelopsidales, Umbelopsidaceae. Bases 104 to 937 code for a protein of 277 amino acids.